AUGGAGGGGCAGCACCGCCUGGCGCCGGGCCAGAUCUCCUUCCAAACUGUGGUGGAAUUCCUGGCUGACGUCAAAACGCUGGACUCGCAUCGAGGCGCCUACAUGCUGAAGCACCGCAACUGCAUGGACGCCCAAAAGGUGUUCAACGAGUUACUGGAUCCGGAGGUGGCCGCCAGCGUGGAAGUGUGGCCGGGCAAGCCAGCCAGCCCACAGGUGGGCCUGGCGCUGCACAGCGUCAAGGCCGUGGUUCAGAUGAUGCAGUAUCACUUCAAUCAAGCACAGCUGCAGUUCUUGAUAGAACCCAAGAUUGACGGAGAACGGCAGCAGAUACACGUGGUGGGGCGGGAUCGCAUCCAUUACUGGUCGCGCCGGGGGAUUGACCAUGGCCCGCAACAGAGAGCUGGGGGUGCAGGCGGCAGCGGUGGAUACUGUGUGCUAGACCACAUCUUCAGGAAGCAGGUGACGGCAGGCUCCGUCAUCUUGGAUGGCGAGCUGGUCAUUUGGAACACCAAGCGGUGA
Molecule: messenger RNA, 519 nt
Organism: Chlorella variabilis
Lineage: Eukaryota; Viridiplantae; Chlorophyta; Trebouxiophyceae; Chlorellales; Chlorellaceae
Exons: 6
Coding region: 1-519 (172 amino acids)
Biological process (GO): DNA recombination; nucleotide-excision repair, DNA gap filling; double-strand break repair via nonhomologous end joining
Cellular component (GO): DNA ligase IV complex
Molecular function (GO): DNA binding; DNA ligase (ATP) activity; ATP binding
Source: RefSeq, a predicted model, not a curated record